AUGGGGCCCCCGGGCAAUAGGGGAUCAUGGGGCCCCUGUGUCCUUGCCCAAACUCAAAAAAGCCUCAAAAUUACUUAAUUCCAGAAAAUAUAAUAAAAAAGCCUGCUUAUCUUCAGCAUAAACAUUAUGAAGGAAACAAAGUUCAUAUGCAGGAUUUACCCCAAGGCAGAGGCGGAAUGACAACUCAUGGGGCCCCCGGGCAAUAGGGGAUCAUGGGGCCCCUGUGUCCUUGCCCAAACUCAAAAAAGCCUAUGAGAAAGGUACCAGGGGCAUCUCAUGGGGCCCCCUACUGACCCCGGGCCCUCGGCAGUGCCCAAGUUUUCAAAUGGUCAGUCCGCCCCUGCCCC
Staurois parvus is the source of this 347-nucleotide messenger RNA. The record is from the annotation of a GenBank genome assembly. Lineage: Eukaryota; Metazoa; Chordata; Amphibia; Anura; Ranidae.